AUGCCAACAACUCAAACCGAGUCCUUGCUGCAAACGAGAUCUCCCGCUCCAUUCCAGGAUCCAAGCCCAAAUACUUUUACUCCCCACACAAUCCGGCUCAGUCGCACUAAUGCUCGAUCAUCCGCUGUACAUGAGGUAUCAGGGAUUCUCUCCCGUAGCAAUCCGUCUAGUUCGUCCAUCUUUCAAAAAUUCGGCCAGGGCGUCCUUGCCCCAGUGUUUCAGAGCACAGAGCUGGUUGGAGAAGUUACAGUUGGAAACCAGACGUUGAAGCUCAUUUUUGAUACUGGUUCAAGUGAUCUCUGGGUGCCGGGUGAGGAUUACCGCUGCGUCACAGCAAAUCUCACAGUUCAAAGCAACACGGUUUGCAAUUUUACUACCACACUCAAGGGCACAUAUUCAGGAGGCGAAAUACCCGACCAACACUUUGACAUCAACUAUGCUGGCGGUCAAUUUGUUGCCGGCACUUUGGGAUACGAGUCCAUAUCUGUGGCUGGUAUUACUAUCCCCGACCAGGAGAUUUCUAUUGCCAAUCUCAUCAACUUCCAAGCUCAAGGAGAAGUCGACGGCUUGGUCGGCCUGGCUUAUCCUCAAGUCACAACCGCGUUUCCUGGCAAUGAAACUCUCAUUGGUCAAGAUAGCCCUAACGCUACACUUCCGUACAACAACCUGUUUACAAACAUCUUCCGGAGAAACCUUACGGCACCUUUGUUUAGUAUCGCCAUGGAGCGUGGCAGUGGAGGAACUUUCGCCAUAGGAGGGCUGCCGUCGGUCCCGAUCAAGCCCAGUUUUGCCAGCACUCCUAUCUUGAUUGCCGACAUUGCAAAUUCUGGUAUCCCUGGUACAAGGACAAACUUUACCUACUACACUAUUGUUGUAGAAAACUAUGUCAUUGGUGAUUCUAAAAGGGACGAAGAAAGGGUUCCUGGGGCUGGUCUCUUUGCUAUUGUCGACAGCGGCACAUUCCUGACACGACUGGCACCAGCCGUGACUAAAGCCCUUUAUGAGAAAUUUGACGAGAAACCAGUCUCUCCUCCUGACACCCAAGGCGCUUAUCUUGUAUCCUGCAACGCUACUGCUCCUGAGUUUGGCAUCGAGAUCGCAGACCAGACAUUCUACAUGUCGCCAGAGGAUCUCAUCCUCCAGGAUAUGAGGCUUGAUGAUAUGUGUCUCCUUGGUGUGCAGCCUACAACUAACAAUACGCCGUCUAUUAUUGGUGCGACAUGGCUGCAUAAUGUACUGGCCGUGUUUGACGUUGGUGCUUCGCAAAUGCGAUUUGCUCCUCGGCUUCCGUACUAA
Molecule: messenger RNA, 1296 nt
Organism: Trichoderma virens Gv29-8
Lineage: Eukaryota; Fungi; Ascomycota; Sordariomycetes; Hypocreales; Hypocreaceae
Exons: 1
Coding region: 1-1296 (431 amino acids)
Biological process (GO): proteolysis
Cellular component (GO): fungal-type vacuole
Molecular function (GO): aspartic-type endopeptidase activity
Source: RefSeq, a predicted model, not a curated record